This is a messenger RNA of Durusdinium trenchii, 576 nucleotides long. Lineage: Eukaryota; Dinophyceae; Suessiales; Symbiodiniaceae. The record is from the annotation of a GenBank genome assembly.
AGCCUCAAGGUUGUUCAUAGGACAUUGUUGGCGCUUCGCUGUGGUGGGGCGCCACGCUUUGUGCGUUCCGCCAUGAAAUUUGCGAAGAAACUGCAAGAGGAGCUGGAACAAGGAUGGAAUGGUCAGUAUUUGGACUAUAAGGCCCUGAAGAAAGUCAUGAAGGGCAGUGAAGGAGAGGUCAUGCGAGACUUUUGUGAUGCCCUGAGUGCAGAACUGCAUAAGGUGCAUGAUUUCAUGCGACACCAGCAGGAGACACUGCAGGAUCAACUCCCAGGGAUGCUACUUGAGGAGACCUCUCAGCCGAGCCGAGGCCGUUCCCGCGCUUCCUCCGAGACCGGCGAGGUGGAGAAGUGCGCGGUGAUGGUCCGAAAGAUCGAGAGCUUUCGACAUUAUUCGGAUUUGACCUUCGAAGCCAUGAGAAAGAUUAUCAAGAAGUUUGACAAGCGGUUUCACUGCCGCUUUCAGGAAACCAUAGGUAUGCCAGCCACAGCCCAGCAGCUUGUCACGGCAGAGGACAUUUCUUUGCGGGUGCUGCAACCAGCCCAUGAGUGCUUGCGACAGAUGCGAGUCUACAGC